AUGCUCUGUCCUCACGAGCUCCACAGAUCUCCUUGCGAAAACCAUUGGCGGCGAAACAGAGCAGCCGAGAAGCAACGAACGAGAAGAAUGACACGAUCUUGCCGGCAAUGGAGAGUAGUGUCAAAGAGCACGAAAAUAGAAGAAGAGUCAUCGGGCACCAAAGCGGAGUCCGGGAAAGAGAGAGCGGAGCUCCGAUUUCAGGCGGGUAAAACUCCGGUAAGGAAGCUUCAUCGCGAAAUCGGAGCUGAGCGGAGGCCGGCGGCUGUCUUGGGAGUAGUGUCAAAGAGCGUUUUAAAUUAG
Microthlaspi erraticum is the source of this 300-nucleotide messenger RNA. The record is from the annotation of a GenBank genome assembly. NCBI's taxonomy places the organism in Eukaryota, Viridiplantae, Streptophyta, Magnoliopsida, Brassicales, Brassicaceae.